Ostertagia ostertagi is the source of this 690-nucleotide messenger RNA. The record is from the annotation of a GenBank genome assembly. Lineage: Eukaryota; Metazoa; Nematoda; Chromadorea; Rhabditida; Trichostrongylidae.
AUUGAAUACGCUGACACUUCGGAAAGAGAUUCGCUUUUAUCCCUUCUGACACCAAAACUCGAUCGUUCUCCUUCUGACGCGUUCAAGUUUUUCGAACUUCCACCAGAACUGCAGCUUCAAAUACUGCAUGAAUUGCCCUCACGUGAUUUGAACUCCUGUCGCCUUACUUGUCAGUGGAUGAAUAGGUUUAUCGUUCGCAAUUGGUGUCGGCUUCGUUCACGUGAGAUCGGAAGUGUUGAUUUCAUACCGGAUUGUCAAGAAGUAUGGGGUUUGUAUUAUGACUACUCUAGAAAGUUGUCAUGCUUUCAACAUUCGAUAAUGUCUCGGCUAGUCAUUUACUAUGGUAUAAUAUCAUCAUCGCUGUUGGUGUCACUAUCGAAAACACUGUCGGAUUUGCGGAUAUCUAUUAAAGCUUUAAUCAUCCAUAAUUGUGGGUGUGACUGUACAGUUGCCGAGUUCGUCAGCUUCAUCAAGUGCACAAAUGUGAAAGUGUUAGCUAUUGAUGUUUUCGAGAUGAAGGAUUUUGGGAAGUCGCUCGCAAAGGAAGAAGUGAUUCAAAGUCUGAAUUGCUCGCUUGUCUACGCAAACGGCGACGAUGUAAUUAGUGGGAUUGUGGUCAAUUCGUUCUAUGAGGGUUCCAUCGACCUUAGCGGGUUCUCAAGGCUUUUAACGGUGAGUGAUUUAGGGUGA